Orbicella faveolata is the source of this 2598-nucleotide messenger RNA. RefSeq lists its product as uncharacterized. The record is from RefSeq and is a predicted model, not a curated record. Lineage: Eukaryota; Metazoa; Cnidaria; Anthozoa; Scleractinia; Merulinidae.
UAUUGGCCAAGUUCUUUUUUUGCGUGUUUAUGGACCGAGACGGAGUCUCGGUCCAUAAACACGCAAGAAAAGAACUCACACUCGGUCGAUAACCCAUAUAUAGCGGAUAUCGUGUUUUCACCAUGUGAAAGAGGCGAACUACUUUAUGUAAGAACCCUUGACGAGUAUAUAGGUUAUUAAUUAUUUUUAGUGCCAGCGGUUUUCCAGUUAUAAUUACAUUUCAACCUGCAACCUGCACCCUGCAAAAAAGACCUGCCGCAACUACCCCUCUCGCUUUAUCAACGAAUGUGAAAGAGCGCUGGCAACAAAACCAACUAAGCCUACCACAAAUGGUUUUGUAGUACUUCCUUCCGUUAAGGACGUCUCCGAAAGAAUUGGUCGCUUACUAAAGCAACAAAGUUUACAAGUUUCCUACACGCCACAGAACCAUCAACGCUCAGCAAGAUGGCGGACGGCAGUGAUCGUGAGGUAACACAAGCUGACCAAGCUGAUCAAAAUGAUAUAAAUAGGCAAUGAAAUUUACUUUUUUUACAGAUUUAGAUAAGUUAUUGAGUGAGUAUGAGCAACAUCGGUCAACGAAUGACAUUGCAAUAACGGAAAACUUGAUUAUUAGUUUGGAAAAUGAAGUUCGAGCUUUGCAAAAUGUAUCUCACUUCGUGUCACAGACCAACAAGGAAACAGUUCUGGAAAUGACCAGGAAUUUCCGGUUGAUGUUUUGGGACUGCCAUCGUAGAUUUCCAAGUCGAACAAGAUGUUCACAAGUUGUCGUUUUGUCAUUAAGUUUACCAAAUAGAGUAGAUACCAGGCAGGUUGGAAGGCCAAAAUUUGACAUAAAGGAAGAGACUUUGGCCGAGCUCCGUUCUCUGGGUUUUUGCUGGGAGGACAUCUCUCGUAUGUUACUCGUCUCUCGCUGGACUAUUUACCGCAGGGUGUCAGAGUUUCGCCUUACCCACCUGUCCCGUUUCAGUGACAUCACAGAUGAACAAUUGGACAGCAAAGUCAGUGCUUUUCUGAAUGAACAUGGCUGCUCAGUCGGAACUUCAAUGGUUUCGGGUCAUUUGAGAUCUGAGGGGUUAAAUAUACAGCGAGAGCGGGUUCGUAAAUGCCUUGCACGUAUAGACCCUUGUAAUGUCAGGAUACGUUGGGUGACAACAGUUUCACGACGAGCAUACUCGGUAGCUGGGCCAAACAGCCUUUGGCAUCUAGACGGCCAUCAUAGUCUUGUUUCAUGGGGAUUUGUAAUCCACGGGGCAAUUGAUGGGUUUUCACGGUUGGUAACCUUCUUGCAUUGCUCGACAAACAAUAGGAGUGGCACAAUGGCGGACUUGUUUCUAAAAGCAACCCAGGAGUAUGGCUGGCCAUCAAGGGUGUGAACCGAUCACGGAGGAGAGAACACGCAAGUUUGUCAGUUAAUGGAAAAUAGAAGAGGAUCCAACAGGGGAAGCUUCCUGGUUGGUUCUUCCACUCAUAAUCAACGAAUUGAGCGCCUUUGGCGGGAUGUCUUUAGAUGUGUAGCACACAUUUUCUACUAUACAUACCAAGCCAUAGAAGAAAGCGGUUUACUCGAGAUAGAUAACCCCCUGCACGAGGUUGUUCUUCAUUAUGUGCAUUUGCCACGUUUAAACAAGGCACUAUCAAGUUUUGCGUCAGCCUGGAAUAACCACCCGCUAAGAACAGAGAACAACUGGAAUCCUGAGAGGAUCUGGGUUGAUGGGAUGAUGGAUCUGAGGAAUCAUCAAUUGAUGGCAGUUGCUGACAUUGCUGAUCAGGAGCUGUCUUUUGAUGAUUUGACUUGGUACGGAUAUGACCCAUCUGCAACCACUCCUACGGAUGAUGGAUUGUGCACAGUUGAAAUUGAGGACGUUGACAUUGAACUUCCAGGAAAUGUCAUACAUGAUCUUACAGCAGCUGUUAAUCCACUUCAACUGUCAAACAGCAAUGAGACAGAUCUCUUCAUUGACUGUCUUCACUUCUUACAGUCAUGAAACAUGUCAUGCUAAAACAUAUGAAGCAGUAAAAUCUUAUUGCCUGCUGUUUGAAAGUCCUCACUACAAUUGACUUCUUUGACAGAACCACAUUGCAAAGCUGGCAGUUAUACCUAAUUCGCUUCUAAGUAGUUACAAUUAUUACUUUUUGCCAGAGAAAAUCAAUAGUAUGGUAGGCAAGUCAACUGACACUUGUGCAUGUAUGUAAGGUUUCAGUGAUGCAUUAUGGGUAGUAACUAUUGCUUUCAACCCUAAAACAAACUUGCUAAUUUUACUUCUUAAAGGUGCUAUGAAACCCAAAGAGGAUUUUUUCAAACCAUCAAUACAUUACACUCCAGUAAGGUUUCUCUUUAUUGAAUAACUAACACGACAGUUUCAAUUGUAUUCUGUAUCUAACACAACAGUUGCAAUUGUAUUUUGUAUCUCAAGGUAUGUGUUACAAUAAUAUUGUAUUUUGUAUCUAAAAGUAUGUGUUACAUCAAAUAUAAAAGAAGUAGUUUCAACACAAAUACUGUUACUGUUAACUUGGAUAAACACAACAGAAGUUUAAGGUGGCUGAACACACUUUUUGAUACCUGUGUUUCAUUCACCUUUUUCUCUAAAACCCUUGAUC